ACCAUGGCGGAAACAAAGCUGAUGAAUGACAACAAAUGCGGUUAUUUUGUACUAUGAAAUAAAUUUGCUGUCAGGUUUUGUCGGUGUUUUAUAUCCGCGUUUAUGGUAAAUAAUGCCUUUUACAUACACCUGCUAACACGCUCGUUUCCGGACUGCAGUCCCAGUAGGAGUUUUGCUGUGAGUGCUUUCACGACUGAAACGUAAACACUCGAGUGAGUUGUAGAGGAAUACACACCAACACAUGGAAAUAGCAGUUCUACGCUGAAUAUACAUAAACCGAAUAAAAGGGCAAAACCGCGGAAUAAAAAUUCGUCAGUCAGAUGUUUGUAGGUCGCUGUGCUCAAGUAGCAAUGGCCGACGCCACAAGAAAUUACUAGAUUUUCAAAAGGACUGAAGUGCUCUCGCGGUUAACGGCAGAAUCAGUUGGACCGAGUCUUCCCGUUGACAGAGACGGUGCAUUGAGUGACUUAGCUCUUUGUUUUUGGAAACGUUAGAGAAUGAAGCUCCGCGUGCAGCUGCAGUGUAAAAACCUGCAUGAAUACCUGAGAGAGCUGAGCCCGGAGAUUCUGGACAGAUUGUACAACCACCCAGCCACGUGUCUGGCUGUCUACAGGGAACUCCCCUCUCUGGCCAAGAACUAUGUGAUGCGCAUGCUGUUCCUGGAUCAGCCUCUCCCUCAGGCGGCAGUGUCAUUGUGGGUGAAAAUAGACAGUCAGAAGGAUCAUGAUGAAUGUGUCUCAGUGUUGGCAGGACUCCGCCUGUGGCACAGUCAGCAGCUGCAGGGCGGUCUGCAGGGAUACAUCUUAAACCCAGUGUUCAAAGAGAACCUGAGGAUCGCUCUGCUCGGCGGGGGCAGAGCCUGGGCAGACGAGGGCAGCACUCUGGGUCCUGACCGCCACGCACGCGAUAUUGAGAGUCUUGACCGCUACGCCAUGGAGCGCUGGGAGGUCAUCCUGCACUUCAUGGUGGGUUCUCCCAGUGCUGCUGUCAGUCAGGACCUGGCUCAGCUGCUGGUUCAAGCAGGCCUCAUGAAAAGUGAGGCAGGAGAGGCGCCCUACAUCACCUCCGCUGGUUUCCAGUUCCUCCUCCUGGACACAGCCUCUCAGCUGUGGUACUUCACUCUGCAAUACCUCAAAAGUGCUCAGUCCAGAGGGAUGGACCUGGUGGAGAUCCUGUCCUUCUUAUUCCAGCUCAGUUUCUCUACUCUUGGCAGAGAUUACUCAGUGGAGGGCAUGAGUGAGUCAUUACUCACAUUCCUGCAGCACCUGCGGGAGUUUGGACUUGUCUUCCAGAGGAAGAGGAAGUCGAGGCGGUACUACCCGACCAGACUGGCCAUCACUCUGGCAGCAGGAGUCACUACCAGCUCUUCCUCUUCCUCCUCCUCCUCCUCCUCCUCCUCCUCCUCCUCCUCUAAUUUGGCUUCCACCCCUGGUACAGGAGAUGCAGGCUACAUUGUGGUAGAAACCAAUUAUCGAAUCUACGCCUACACAAACUCGGAGCUUCAGAUUGCUUUGGUGGCUCUCUUCAGUGAAAUGCUGUAUCGCUUCCCCAACGUAGUGGUGGGUCAGGUAACAAGAGAGUCAGUGCAACAGGCCAUCGCCAACGGCAUCACGGCACAACAGAUAAUCCACUUUCUAAGGACCAGAGCUCACCCUGUCAUGCUCAAACAGGCCCCAGUGCUGCCUCCAACAAUCACUGAUCAGAUUAGACUGUGGGAGCUGGAGAGAGACCGGCUGCAGUUCACAGAGGGAGUGCUCUAUAACCAGUUCCUCUCUCAGGCGGACUUUGAGGUGCUGCGGGACAGAGCUCAGGGUCUGGGCUGUUUGGUGUGGCAGGACGUGGCCCACCGAGUGAUGGUGGUGACGCCGCAGGGACACAGUGAGGUCAAGAGGUUCUGGAAGCGACAGAAGACUAACGCUUAACUGGAGGAAGAGAAGCAAGGUGCAGCGAUGUCACUCCUGCUGACUGUUCUUCCUGUUACAUCAGGAUGUUCUUGCUGCCACAGCUGGUGUCAGCGCCGACAGACAGUGAGGACAUAAUCAAACUAUUUUGUAUGUUUUUUUAUAGAAUACUGACUUUCAUAUGUUGUGGAUUAAAUGGUGAUAAGAUGA
Molecule: messenger RNA, 2111 nt
Organism: Plectropomus leopardus (leopard coralgrouper)
Lineage: Eukaryota; Metazoa; Chordata; Actinopteri; Perciformes; Serranidae
Gene: gtf2h4
Product: general transcription factor IIH, polypeptide 4
Biological process (GO): nucleotide-excision repair
Cellular component (GO): transcription factor TFIIH holo complex; transcription factor TFIIH core complex
Molecular function (GO): double-stranded DNA binding; ATPase activator activity
Source: RefSeq, a predicted model, not a curated record